AUGACUAAUGUAUUAAAACCCUGUCGUCAAUUUGCUCUCGUUUAUCUCGAUGACACCAUUGUCUUUUCCGAAACAUAUGAUGAUCAUAUUUCACAUUUAACCCAAGUAUUCAUAGCCUUAAGCAACCGAAAUUUUGUUUUAAAUCCACCUAAAUGUGUUCUAUUAGUAUCAAAAAUAAAUUACCUAGGUCACACGAUUAGCGAGAAGGUAGUUACACCUAUGAAAGAAAAGAGAAAGGUUAGCGGCAACUAUGUAAUAUCUGUUGACGCUAACAGUGGUCGUGGUAAUCAAGCAUAUGUAUUAGCUUCAUCUUCAAGUUACGAAAACUGGGUUCGUAAUAAUUAUGAAUUACAAGUUUGGCAAGUUUACCUUAAAAUGGGUACUGAACAAAAACAUCGGGCUAAAGAAGUUAUUCGACGUACAAAACGACGUGAUGAUUUAAUUAAUACUCGAUUUGUACAGAAGAAAAUUAAUCGUUGA
Molecule: messenger RNA, 480 nt
Organism: Rotaria sp. Silwood2
Lineage: Eukaryota; Metazoa; Rotifera; Eurotatoria; Philodinida; Philodinidae
Source: the annotation of a GenBank genome assembly